AUGGCGCGGUUAAAUGACGACAGUCAACAAGACGUCGAUUGCACAGAGAUCCUAAGUCCACAACCAUUUGCCCCUCCAGGCCAAGGCUUCCUCGUAUCCUCCCUCGAGUCCAGCAACGGGCCCUACCCUGCCGAUAAUGCCCAGAUGUCCUCCACCCAGGAAUAUGAAUACAACUCUUCCUCCUCCUCCACCCGCCAUUCAACAAGCGACGUAUUCGGCCGUGAAAUGGACGAUGAACUAGAGCAACUGAAGUCCAGAGCAUCGAGCCGCUCAUCACUAUCCUCAGUCCCAGCCUCCGUCCUCAUCCACCCAGUCGACAGAAUGAAACAAAUGCCAGACAUGGACAUACACGAAAAGAUAUCUGGCUACAGAGUAGAAGAGUCCGAAGCGAGCUUCGGCGACUUCAACGACAUCCCCGCCAACAUCCGCACCAUCCGCCAGCGCGAAGCCGCCUUCCGAAAACCGAGUUCCGUCAGGGCCAUGCAGAUGCACACAGAAGACGAAGCUGACGACGACGAGUAUCUAACGCCCCCGCGCCGACGACAAGGCCUACGAUCACGAUCACCUGGCCCCUCGCCGCUAAGACGAUCACCGUAUUACUCGCCCAAUGCACCCAAACAACCAAAGCCUAGGAAGGAGGCUCCGCUCGUGCUGCUGCACUGCACCCUGCUCCCGCCGUCCAUCCCAGUACCUGGAGCAGCGGACCCCAGAAACCAGGAUAUCCUGGAAGACGAGCUACCGGCAGAAUACUGGAAGCGCUGGCGGCGGCUGCAAGACCGGGUUGGAUCGGGCGUGCUGCGCGAUCGCGGCGUGCUAAUCUCUCACCCGGAGGAUCUGUACGACAUUCUAGAGGAGCGGUUGUUGGAGAGCCUCGAGCUGCAAAGACCACGUCUGCAGAAUGGACACUUCGUGGGUCGGGAGGAUCAUAGCUCUGGCUCUGGCUCCGAGGGGGACUUCUCGGAUAUUGGAGAGAGCGAGACGGAUGGCGAGCAGGGCGAUGAGUGUCCCGAUUGUGGGAGCCAUGUGCGGCACGGAGAUAGUAACCGCAAAUGGGAGAUUCGGGUGUUUGCUGCGAACGGGCUGAUGCGCGCUGGGGCGUGGGCUGCUGCAUGGCGCGAUAUGGAGAAGGUCGAUGUCGAGGUUGGGCUUUGGCUGCCUUCCGAUGUGCGCCGUAGCUUGGAGAGGAGGCUUGCGGAGGAGCAGAUGGCAGUUGUUGAGCAUGCCCAGAGUCAGAUGCCGCAGAUGCAGAUGCAGAUGCAGAUGCAGAUGUCGCCGCUGAUUGAUGGUGGGCAUCAGGUCCCACCGGAGAUUCUGCAGUCGCCUAGGCAGAGCCACGCUCGUAUGAUCAGUGAUGUGGGUUCUUCCCGGUCUGAUGAGAUGACGUCCAGGCAGGGUUUCCCUGAAGCUGGAGCUCGGCUCAACCUUGCGCCUGAGCUUGGACGGGAGAGGAAGGAACAUGAGGUUGCCCUUUCAACUCUUUUCGUGAAUUAUAUCCGUGUUCUGGCCUCCGAUAGGCGCAAUAUUGCCCUGCUUCUUCUUAGUGUCUUGGUGGCUUUUCUUGCUAUUGGGUCACGCCAGCAGCAAGUCCCCGUCUACUCCCAUCUCGGUCCUUUCCCACAUGGCUUGUCUCAUGAUAUCCUGCCCUCCGCGGCUAUACCGAGUUUGAGCGAGGCUCCACCUGUGUCUCCUUCUGUCUCCCUUGCGAGCUCGGCCAGUGUGAGUGAUGCAGUAGUCAUGAGCUCAGUUGCCUCUGUGCCGGAUUCUGAGUUUGUGGCUGCUAGCGAGAGCGACGUGAGUUCAAUGUCUGAGAUAGUAAGGUCUACUUCUCUGACUGUUGACUCUCCUGCUUCUCAUGCUCAGGCUACACACUCUAUGGAACCUACAGGGACUCCAGCGUCGCCCCAGCUGCUGGAGAAUACGCAGCCUCAGCUUGAGGACAGCGUGGAGACUUCUUUUCAUCACACUGUGGACUCUCCUAUUGUGUCCCCAGAGUCCUCACUUUCUUCCACUGACUCUACCGAGACUUCUGUUCUGCCGGCCGUGUCUAUUGAGACUACGCAGCCUGAGCUUGAGGACAACGCACAGGACCUUGGGGAUAGAACUGUGGACUCCUCUGCUGUGUCUGCAGAACCAUCUGCUUUCUCAACUGACUCCGACGAAUCCCCUAUUCUGCCUGACAUGUCUCCAGACAACGAGCAACCCCAGCUUGAGAGCGAAGCAGAGUCAUUUCCAGAUGAAUCUGUUGAACCUCCCACUAUGACUACAGAGCCUCCUUCCUCCACUGACUCUAUCGAGUCUCCCGCCCUGUUGGAUGUGCCUACGGAGACUGCACAGCCUGAAACUGAAGGCAAAAGAGAUGAACAAUAUGAAGAAGACGAACAAACAGAUUGA
Messenger RNA from Penicillium mononematosum, 2391 nucleotides. RefSeq lists its product as uncharacterized. The record is from RefSeq and is a predicted model, not a curated record. The transcript has a single exon. Bases 1 to 2391 code for a protein of 796 amino acids. Lineage: Eukaryota; Fungi; Ascomycota; Eurotiomycetes; Eurotiales; Aspergillaceae.